Messenger RNA from Neoarius graeffei (lesser salmon catfish), 3518 nucleotides. RefSeq names its product LSM11, U7 small nuclear RNA associated (gene lsm11). The record is from RefSeq and is a predicted model, not a curated record. Bases 150 to 1130 code for a protein of 326 amino acids. Lineage: Eukaryota; Metazoa; Chordata; Actinopteri; Siluriformes; Ariidae. Gene Ontology annotation, biological process: mRNA 3'-end processing by stem-loop binding and cleavage. Gene Ontology annotation, cellular component: U7 snRNP. The transcript has 4 exons. Gene Ontology annotation, molecular function: U7 snRNA binding.
UAGUGUAAAUAUAAACCUCCUGGUGAUUAAUUCGUCACUAAUGUUAGUUCAGAGCGUACCUGCUUUUAAGUUGAAGGAGUUACUUUGUCUGGAAGCUUCACGCUAACAAACUUUCCUAGAUUCCCCGGAGCCUGUACUUGGUUCAAAAAAUGGAGGAAAUUGAAAGGGAAGGAAGAAGUGAAAUCAGUUCGGUUCGUUUAACAGUAUGUGAGCAGCAGAACACGUGCAGAAAAGAUGAGACUGAUAUUGACAAGAAGCUGGACAUUAGUUCGGAUCAGUUUGAUCCGCUACUUGCCUUGUAUUCCUCAGAAGUUUCUCUGCCUUAUCCUAACGUCAAGUGUUUUAACAACCUCGCGGAGUAUGAAAGCUUCAUGAAAGGCGGUCGUGGAAGAGCGAAACCUGAUAAUAUGGAGAAAAAGAUCCGAAAAACGAGAAGGGGAGUAAUGGAUCCGGAGAGAAUAGAGAGGCUGAAAAAACUCAUGGUGAAAAAUCCGUGUGAAGAAGGAGAGGAGAGCGGAGAGAAGCGACCUGCUGCUGCAGUAAAACACAAAGUGCCAAAAAAUGUUCUCACCAGGAUGCCGUUGCAUGAGGGUAGCCCUUUAGGAGAACUGAACCGCUGCGUCCAAUACCGACUCCGAGUCAAAGUCCACAUUCGCUCCUUUAAGGGUUUGCGCGGAGUGUGUACCGGCUUCGUGGUGGCUUUCGACAAAUUCUGGAACCUGGCCAUGGUGGAUGUGGACGAAACCUACAGGGAGCUUUUACUUGGGGAUGCGUUCAACCAUGAAAAAGCACUGACUGUUACAAGGCUGUUUCGGAAGUUACAAGUUCAGCCUGCAUCUGAGAAAGCAGCAGUGGUUGAGAUGUCAAAAGCAGACGAGUCGAGUGCUAAGCCACACCCUGCCACCACAAGCAGCAUCUGGAGGGUUCAAGCAGCAGAGAGCCUGAUGCAGUCUGUGAAAGACCUGGCAGUGAGCAGCACAGAUGUGUCUCAUAUAUCUGACACUGGUUCAGAGCAGAGACCAAAGGUGUCUAAGCCAAGGGUGCAGCAUGGACGAGUGCGUACUCGUCACGUCAAUCAGCUCUUUAUACGGGGAGAAAAUGUUCUCCUUGUGAAUAUUCAGCAAGAGUAGCAGCAGUGGUUGAUACAGUCCCAGUUCCAAGAGCAUGUUAAAGGCAGGUGCAAGUAGGAUUAUAUUCAUAUCAAUAUGAUGCAAUGUUAUUGCAUCAUAUUGAUAUGAAUAUAAUCCUACUUGUAGAAGUGGAGAAAAUAUAAAUAAACCAAACUCGUACGUCUGUUCAAUGAUUUCUUUGGGUACUUCUCAUGUAAGGAUGCUCUAGAUAUGUCCUCUAGGUGGUGAUGAUGGACCAAUAUGCCCAGCUCCUGCAGCUGUUAAGAUGAAAACUGUUUGACACUAAUGCUGUUAGUUCAUUACAUCUAACGUGCAAAAAGACAGACAACUCUAAUACUUCAUUAAUGUCUACCUCAGUUAUGUUCUAGAUACUUUUUUUGGGGGAAAAAAAAAGUGACAGUCCCAUGAGUACCCAUUUUAUUUCCAUUUCAAACUAACAUAAUUGUGAAAGAAAUGUCCUAUGUCGUCAGUUUGAAAUGACACACCAGUCUCAGUGAAGUCCAUACAGCACCAUGUGAAUAAUUUGAGCUUUUAAAAUUGGAAAUUGAACAUGGCACUCAGAGGCUGUUACUGUCCUGACAUUUCUGAUUGUGAUUAUGCAGACAUAAAUAGCCAUAAAUACACUACUUACUGCAUCCCACAGAACUUUUAAAAAACCAUUUCCCCUUGACUUCAGAUUUUAAUCUAAAUGUGUCCUGGCAAAUAUUGCAAAUACACACGUGUAAAGUGCAUUUUAGACUACCAGGGAAGCCAUUAGUGCCUUAAAGUAAGACCAAUCAUGAAGUGAUUGAAAGAUUACCAUUUCUGUAUUCCACCCCCCCCCCCCCAGGUUGAUGAAAUUGUAAUAUUUUCCACAUUGUUUGUACAUUUGGAUCACAAAAGAGCUCACAGAUGUACAGAUUUUUCAGAUUAAACCCUAGCAUGGGUACUUACCUAGAAUUUCUAUAAAAUCAGGUUUUACAGCAAAUUUCCCUGGACAUUUUCUUACACCAGAUGUUUGUACAUAACUCGUCUCAUCUCCUUCCGCUUUAUCCGGGACCGGGUCGCGGAGGCAGCAGUCUAAGCAUGGAAGCCCAAACUUCCCUCUCCCCAGACACCUCGGUCAGCUCCUCGGGAAGAACACCGAGGCGUUCCCAGGCCAGCCGAGAGACAUAGUCCCUCCAGCGUGUCCUGGGUCUUCCCCGGGGGACAUGCCUGGAACACCUCCCCAGGGAGGCAUCCGAAAAAGAUGCCCGAGCCACCUCAGCUGGUUCCUCUCGAUGUGGAGGAGCAGCGGCUCUACUCCGAGCUCCUCCCGAGUGACUGUGCUUCUCACCCUAUCUCUGAGGGAGCGCCCAGCCACCCUGCGAAGGAAACUCAUUUCGGCCGCUUGUAUCCGCGAUCUUGUUCUUUCGGUCAUUACCCAAAGCUCAUGACCAUAGGUGAGAGUCGUCCAUGCAGUGAUCAUUCUGAACCCUCUAAUUAAAUGGUCCAUGUUUGUACAUAACAUGGACCAUUUAAUUAGAGGGUUCAGAAUGAUCACUGCAUGCUCCAACUGUAAAGGAUUAAAAUGAACCUAGUGAGCAUUACCAUCCUGGGUGUCACAAAGCUUCUAUGUAAACUGUUCCAUCUCUCCUUAGCCUGUCUGCCCAGCCAUAUUACAUCUCAUCUCAUUAUCUCUAGCCGCUUUAUCCUUCUACAGGGUCGCAGGCAAGCUGGAGCCUAUCCCAGCUGACUACGGGCGAAAGGCGGGGUACACCCUGGACAUGUCGCCAGGUCAUCACAGGGCUGACACAUAGACACAGACAACCAUUCACACUCACAUUCACACCUACGGUCAAUUUAGAUUCACCAGUUAACCUAACCUGCAUGUCUUUGGACUGUGGGGGAAACCGGAGCACCUGGAGGAAACCCACGCAGACAUGGGGAGAACAUGCAAACUCCACACAGAAAGGCCCUUGCCGGCCCCGGGGCUCGAACCUUCUUGCUGUGAGGCGACAGCGCUAACCACUACACCACCGUGCCGCCCCCAUAUUACAACUGCUUAUUCCUAAACUGCUCUGUUUUGCGUAUACACUAUUAAUGAUCUGGCCAGUUAGCCCUGACUGUGGGAACACAUGUGGCCAGAUUGAGUCUCUCCUGUAGUGGCACUCACUUACCACAAGUCAAAGUUGUGCACAGCAUCUUCAGUACUUAUUCAUAUUACAGCUAUGUCUCAAUUUCAGUGCAUUUUAUAACUCCUAUAAAAAGUUGCGACAGAGAAAGACAUGAUGCAAAAGAUAAGGACAAAUUAAAAUAUACUGUAUUUUGUCAGUUGCCAAGUGAUAGAACCCCUCUGGUCAUCUCAUACCACUGAAUGAUUUUACCUUUGCCAGCAAAUGUAAUAAUAAAUAAAUGGAAUUAUAGCUG